AUGGCCGUCUUCCUGAUUGCAGGCCUUCUCGGUGGGCUGCUGUCCAAGUCCCCGUCUUCCUUGCCGCGUGCACCCACAAUUGACUUGGGGUACUCCCGGUAUCAAGGGGUGUCGCUUCACAAUGGUGUGGAUCAGUACCUCAGCAUGCGGUACGCCAAGGCACCCACCGAUGACUUGCGAUUCCGGGCGCCUCGAGACCCUGAUCACACGGAGAACUUGCUGGACGCAUCCUCGUUAGUUUGGGCCCGUUUGUGUCGGGGUAGGGCAGUUGGCGACCGAGUCGCUAGCGGAAGACUGUUUAUUCGUCAAUGUCUGGCGACCAAAGAACGCCAGCUCAAGCUCCAAUCUCCCGGUCUGGUUCUUUAUUCAAGGGGUGGCUAUGCCGUCGAUUCCAACGCCAACUACAACGGCAGUGAGGUGGUGGAGCAAUCGGGGCACGAGAUUGUGUUCGUGAACUUCAAUUAUCGCGUCGGUGCCCUUGGAUUCCUCGCCAGCGAAAGCGUGCGGAAGAAUGGAGACCUCAACGCGGGGCUACUAGACCAGCGCAAGGCACUACAUUGGGUUCAAAAGUACAUCCGCCAGUUUGGAGGCAAUCCAAACCAUGUCGUCAUCCAUGGUGACUCGGCCGGUGCGGGUUCCGUGGCGCAUCAUUUGACAGCGUAUGGUGGACAAAAUACAACCCUCUUUGUGGGCGCGGUCGCCGAGUCCUCUUUCUGGCCCACGCUGAGAACGGUUGCGGAGAUGGAAUUCCAAUAUGAGCGAUUCGCCCGGGAUGUUGGCUGUCACUCUGCAGAUGACGUGCUUGCUUGUCUGCGCGCGACCGAUAUCAAGACCAUCCAGAUGGCCAACGUUGCUCGGCCCUUCCCGGGUGGAAGCAGUGCCCCUAUUCCGCUGUGGUAUUUUCUCCCAGUGGUGGAUGGAACUCUUAUUCCUGGUCGGCUGUAUAGCCUGUUUGACCAGGGGCAAUUCAUCGCAGUCCCGCUCAUGGUCAGUGACGACACCAACGAAGGCACCAGCUUUGCUUAUGAUGCGACGAAUCAAUUAGAGGUCGCGCAGUUCAUGAAAAACAACUACCCUGGCCUGAGUGGACUUCAACUCAAUGCCAUCCAUAAGGCAUAUCCACGAAUGAAUGCUCUUCCGCAGCAUGGCGCUUACUUUCCCUCUGCGGCAGCCGCGUAUGGAGAUUCCACGUUCACGUGUCCAGGCAAUUUGAUGGCGACGAAUAUGGCUCGUCACUUCUCGUCCAGUCAAGUCUGGAACUACCGUUUCAAUGUCAGAGACCCCACUGAGGUGGCGAAUGGGAUGGGCGUUCCUCAUGUCUUCGAUCUGCCUGCGAUCUUUGGAGUCGGACAGACAAACAUGCCGGCAUACUCGUAUGCCAACUCCAACGCGGACAUUGUGCCUAUCACCAUGGACUACUAUCUCAGUUUCAUCAAAGCGCUGAAUCCAAACACCCACCGGAACUCGAUUGCACCGGAGUGGCAUGCUUGGGGAUCCGGGGCGGGACAACGACUGAAGUUGCAGACCAAUGCCACCGCGAUGGAAAAGGUGCCCCAGACACAGUUAGAGCACUGUUCGAUGUGGAAGACAUUUGCCGCAGAUAUGGAGCAUUAG
Messenger RNA from Penicillium alfredii, 1614 nucleotides. RefSeq names its product putative carboxylesterase. The transcript has 2 exons. The record is from RefSeq and is a predicted model, not a curated record. Bases 1 to 1614 code for a protein of 537 amino acids. Gene Ontology annotation, molecular function: carboxylic ester hydrolase activity. NCBI's taxonomy places the organism in Eukaryota, Fungi, Ascomycota, Eurotiomycetes, Eurotiales, Aspergillaceae.